GAGCGAGAGUACCUGGGGACAUUUGGCAGUAGCGUGACCGGGUAAAGAUGCUCUCUGCGUGGAUACAGCGCGGCCAGCCUCCCGCUUCUCUACUCGCUGUAGUUCUACUAUGUGGAACCUUUGCGACCCAUGCAGAUGGCAGUGAUUACAGCGAGGUUCUCCCGGAUUCAUUUCCAUCUGCCCCAGCCGAACCAUUGCCGGAGUUCCAGAGCGAGCCAGAGGAUGCCUUCAUUGUGAAAAACAGGCCUGUCAAACUCUCCUGCAAAGCUGCUCCUGCUACGCAGAUAUACUUCAAAUGCAAUGGAGAAUGGGUGAACCAGAAUGACCAUGUCACCAAGGAGAGUCUGGACCCCAUCACAGGCCUGGUCAUGAGAGAAGUAGAUAUCUCUGUUUCCCGGACACAGGUAGAGGAGUUGUUUGGGCUGGAGGAUUAUUGGUGCCAGUGUGUUGCCUGGAGCUCAGCAGGCACCACAAAGAGCCGGCGGGCGUAUGUCCGCAUUGCCUAUCUAAGGAAGAAUUUUGAGCAGGAGCCACUCGGCAGGGAGGUGCGUCUGGAGCAGGAAGUGUUGCUACAGUGUCGUCCACCAGAGGGCAUCCCACCCGCUGAGGUGGACUGGCUGAAGAAUGAAGAGCUCAUUGACCCGGCUCUGGAUUCUAACUUUCUAAUUACCAUCGACCAUGACCUAAUCAUCAAGCAGGCUCGACUCUCUGAUAUGGCUAACUACACCUGUGUGGCUCGCAAUGUGGUCGCUAAGCGACGCAGCAGCACUGCAACACUCAUCGUCUAUGUGAGUGGUGGCUGGUCAUCCUGGACAGAGUGGUCAGAGUGUAAUGCUCAGUGUGGGCGAGGCUGGCAGCGACGGACGCGCAGUUGCACCAAUCCAGCACCGCUCAAUGGAGGAGUGUUCUGUGAGGGCCCCCCAUUCCAGAGAGUCACCUGCACCACACUCUGUCCAGUGGACGGAGGUUGGACGGAGUGGGCCAAGUGGUCAGCUUGUGGGACAGAGUGCACACACUGGCGCAGCCGUGAGUGUCAGGCGCCCCCGCCACGUAACGGAGGACGCCACUGCAGCGGUAGUAUGAUGGAGAGCAAGAACUGCACAGAGGGACUGUGUGCCCGCAAUAAAAAGGUUUCUAUUGAACAUACAAGCCAUCUUCUAGGCUCUGGUGCUAGUGUAGCAGUGUAUGCAGGACUGGUGGGGGCUCUGCUACUCUGUGUGAUCCUCGUGUUGUGUGUGGGCAUCCUGGUCUAUCGCCGGAGCUGCCAUCAUCUCCACGGUGAAAUCACAGAUUCCUCAUCAGCCCUUACAGCUGCCUUUCACCCUGGCAAUUACAAACCACCACGACAGGAUAACCCCCAUCUACUGCAUCCGGCAGCCCCCCCUGACCUCACAGCCAGUGCUGGAACCUUCCGCGGGCCUCUUUUCUCUCUACAGCAGGCCACACUGGACUCUCAGCACAAGAUCCCCAUGACCACUUCUCCUCUGCUGGACCCACUACCUAGUCUGAAAAUAAAGGUGUACAACUCCUCCACAAUGUCCUCCCUCGAGCUGCCGACCGGCCCAGGCUCUAUGGAUGGAGAGAUCAUGAGCCUGAAGACAGUGGGCUCUGGAAUUAAAGACCAUUACGGGCAUACUCUGCCUAGGGAGCCUAGUCACAGUGCCAGCGCCACAAUGGGAUCCCUGGGUGGCCGUCUCGCCAUACCUAAUACAGGGGUGAGUCUGUUGGUUCCACCAGGGACAAUUCCUCAGGGAAAGUUCUAUGAGAUGUAUCUCAUUAUCAACAAAUGGGAGAAAACAACGUUACCAUCAGAUGGUAGUCAGACAGUGCUGAGUCCGGUGGUGAGCUGUGGACCCUCUGGCAUGCUGCUUAGCAGACCUGUGGUCCUCACUCUGCCCCACUGUGCCCAGCUUGAGCCCCCAGACUGGACCCUUACCCUCAAAAUGCAGAACCAUCAGGGGGCCUGGGAGGAUGUGCUAACUGUAGGAGAAGAGAGUUUGUCGUCACCCUGCUACAUACAGGUGGAGGAACAGAGCUGUCAUAUACUGAUGGAGCAGCUGGGGACGUAUGGUCUGGUGGGGCAGUCAGCUCCCCCUCGGCCAGCCUGUAAGAGGCUGCAGCUAGUAUUAUUUGCUCCUCGGGCCCCAUGUCUCUCCCUGGACUACAGCCUGAGAGUCUAUUGCAUACAGGACACCCCACAUGCCCUUAAGGAAGUGUUAGAGGUAGAGCGAAGUCUGGGUGGGGUUUUACUAGAGGAUCCCAAACCCCUCCUCUUUAAGGACAGUUACCACAACCUGCGGCUCUCAAUUCAUGACAUUCCUCAUUCUCAUUGGAGGAGUAAACUUCUGGCUAAGUAUCAGGAGAUCCCAUUCUAUCAUAUUUGGAGCGGGAGUCAGCGACCACUGCAUUGCACUUUUAGUCUCGAGCGAGGAAGCUUGGUGGUUUCUCAACUCACCUGCAAGAUCUGUGUCAGACAGGUGGAGGGAGAGGGACAGAUAUUCCAGCUCAACACUGACAUCCAAGAAACUUUGCCCCCCCACUCCCCACUGCCAGCAGGUGGCUCCUGUCUGCCUUCAUCUCAAGUGGGCACAUAUGCUUUCCGACUGCCUGUCUCCAUACGGCAGAAAAUUUGUGCCAGUCUGGAUGCCCCCAGUGCGCAUGGCUGUGACUGGAGAAUGCUGGCUCGCAGCCUGGACUUUGACAGGUAUUUGAACUACUUUGCCACCAAACCUAGCCCCACAGGUGUGCUUCUCGACCUGUGGGAAGCUUGUCACCAGGGUGACGCAGACCUGGUCUCCCUGGCGACAGCUCUUGAAGAGAUGGGCAAGAGUGAGGUCUUGGUUGUCAUGACAACAGAUGGAGAUUGCUGAUUGGCAAAUCAAAAAGUGUGAAACUGGGAUAUAUUUGCCACUUUAAACCUAGAAUUAAUGCAAGUGGAUGGAAAGAAGGAAAAUGUGUCAGAUGCACAAACAAGGUUCCUGACCAUCAGUACAACUUGCCUCUCGGUUCCUCGGUUCCAUUGCGAUCAUGCAGAAUCUCCCAAGGAUUACAACAUGGAUGAGCUGGGGUCCAGCAGUCUGAAUCAUCUUGAAGUAAUACAUACUGUACCUAUGUGAAGCAAACAGAACUAUGCUGUAAUCAGACAACAGAGAUGUCAUAUGAAUUAGAAAAUUGUCACAAAAAUUGUCCGUCUUCUUCAGUGCAUUUGCUGGUGCGGUUAAAAAACACCAUGUGAGCAGCUUAUUAGUAGAUGAUAGAUUUGUCAUACUGAUACACACUGAUUCACUGUUACACGUGCAGAUACAAAUAGCGAGUGUGAGAGUACUGUCAUGAUCGAACAGCAUUGCACAUCGAGCCGCUGGCUUUGUUUCCUAGCGACCACUACAUGCUUAAAGACACUGAGAAUCGGUUUCCGGUAAAUCAGCAGUGCGGCAAGCACCUCAGGAAAUGCACACAAGCAGAACUAUAGAUGAAAACACAGAUUUAAAAAAAGUCUUGCCAAUAAGGAGCUACGAUAAUCUGCACUAAAAUCAACAGUUAUUUUCAUAAUGGCCUAUGAUUUCACAUGAAACAAACCAGAUAAAUAACAGACAAUGCUUAGAGUUGCUUCACUUGGACUUUUGUUUGAAGCAUUAUUUUCUGUGUUUGUCUUUUGAAAUAGCAUACAGGAAUGGAUUUCAGCAUUCUCGUUAACAGAGGACCAGUUGUUUUGCUGGAUUUUCUUCUUUCUCUGAUCAUACCUCCAUUAGCCUCAUAAAUCUGGCUUUUCUUUAAAACAAUCUUCUAUUCGAUCCAUAAUUUGUAAUGCAGGAGAGCUUUCUGGUAAACUCAUAUUAGUUUCCUAUAGGGAACGGACUUUUAUAAGUUAUUAUCCCUAUUUGUGGAUCAUUGUUUUUCACUCUUCUACUCGUAGCUGCUGUUCUGUUCAUAAUGUUUGGUCUCAUUUGUUUUUUAAAUUGCAUUGUUGCAUUGUCUCUGACUGAACACAGGCAGGAUAGCAGAGAGCAGUAUAAACAAAGGAUAGUUCACCCAAAAAUGAAAAUUCUCUCAUCAUUUACUCACCCUCAUGCCAUCCCAGAUAUGUAUGAUUUUUCUUCUGCUGUUGAAUACAAAUUAAGAUUUUUAGAAGAAUAUUUUAGCUUUGUAUGUCCUCACAAUGCAAGUGAAUGGGCACCAUAAUUUUGAAGCUCCAAAAUCCACAUAAAUGCAGCAUAAACGUAAUCCAUAAGGCACCAGUGGUUAAAUCUUUAUCAUCAGAAGUGAUAUGAUAGGUGUGGGUGAGAAACAGAUCCAUAUUUAAAACGUAUUUUUACUAUAAAUUCUCCCUGCCCAGUAGGUGGCACUAUGCACGAAGAAUGCGAAUCACCAUAAACAAAAGAAUAAGAAUGUGAAAGGCCCCGUUUUCAACUGGUAUUAAGAUGAGUUUCAGGUGAUCCGAACACAUGUGGUCAGCCCUAAAUGCAGGUCUAAACGGGAUCUAAAACAUCUUGCGAUCAGAUCACAGAAACCACAUACAAAUGUGGUCAAAAACGCAUGUGUCCCCUUCGCAUUUGAGGUGUACACACUAAUCUGUCCUGUAUGCAUCCUGGCAGCAGUGAAGCACCACCCCGCACCUGUCAAUCAACCACGGCACUAAAACAAGAGUUUAAACUUUGCCGUUUAUGAGCAACUUUAAAAGGAAAUAAACGUCCGAUCUGAAAAUUUUAAAAAGCGCAUACAUUUGCAAUCAUGAGUGCUUCACAGAUCUUCUUUAGUGUGUAUGAUAUCAACACAGAUGACAAGCACAAACACCUGAAGCUCCUUUAAUACAGGUAAUCCUCUAAAAUAAUGGAUAAUUCGAACACAAGUGGUCACAGGGGACGCAUUAAAGUGACCUGGUGUAAACAGCGAUGUGUCUCACCUGACCACAUGUGAUUGGAUCGCCCUACAUGCAUCGUUAUACCAAGGGGAAAUGGGGUAAAAGUGAAAGUGGAGCUUGAUAUUAAAAAAUUAUCUGUUUCUCACCCUUCUGAAGUUAUAGAUUUAACCACUGAAGUUAUAUGGAUUACUUUUAUGCUGCCUUCAUCUCCUUUUAGAACUUCCCAAUUUUGGUACCCAUUCGAUUGCAUUGUAUGGACCUAUACAGAGCUGAAAUAUUCUUCUAAAAAUCUUCGUUUGUCUUUAGCAGUAGAAAAAAGUCAUACACAUCUGGGAUGGCAUGUAAAUGAUUAGAAUUUUCAUUUUUGGGUGAACUAUUUCUUUAAGAUGUUUUUGUAAUAUUAUAUAUGUGCAUCACAAGUGAAACUGGAUUAUUUUUUUACUUUGUUUUUUAGGUUAAAGGGACAGAGUUCACCCAAAAAUUUAAAAUUCUGUCACUUUUUACUCUCCCUCUUGUUAUUUCAAACCUGUAUGACUUUCGAUCUUCCACAAACACAAAAGGAGAUGUUAGGCAUGUUAGUCUAAGUCAUCAUUUACUUUGAUUGCAUAAUUGUUUCCGUGCAAUGAAAGUGAUUGGUGACUAAAGCUGUCAUUGUGCCUAAUAUUUCCUUUUGUGUUCCAUGGAAGAAAGAAUGUCAUGUGUAUGGAACAGCAUGAGGGAGAGUAUAUGAUGAUAGAAUUUUCAUUUUUGGGUGAACCAUCCCUUUAAAUGUUCUUUGAUCCUCAUUGGGUAAGUGCAGUGCAAAUAUGCUGUGCUGUUUAAUUGAAAUUGCACGGGUGGUAGAAAGCCCUUUUCUGGGUUUGAUGCCAGUCUGUUGUGCUGUUUAAGUUAUAAAUAGUAGCCUUGAGAGGUUGUGUAAGUGCACUGUUAAUUGCACUAUGACCCACUUGCUCCUUAUUAUUAGUUUAGAUUUUUUGGUUUUAAUGGGUUCCCCUUGAGUAAGACUUCAAGCCAGGUCCUGGACAUCUUAUUAUCAAAAGUCAUGUAAUCAGUGCAAUGGACUUGAAAACAGUAUGCUUGGUUCAUUUAUUUUUGUUUUUCUUGACCUUUUCUUCAAAUGUAUUCAAAUGUCUAGCAACAAACAAAAGGAAGUCUGCAGUGUCUGUCCAUGCCUGUAAAGGUGUGAAUUAAAUAACCGAAGUGUUUGUUUGUGUGUGAGAGAGAGAGAGAGAAUAGUGUGUGAGAGAUUGUGUUUGCACCAACCUAUGAGUCAUUAUAGUGCUACGGUAUGUAUGAACAGGCUUCAUCAUAUGUUGUUACUCUUUUCCCAUUAAAAGUACUAUGCAAGUGCACAACAAAAGUGAAUCUGUGGCCGUCUUGAUGUCUCGUGUAUGAAGUACAUGGAAUGGGAUGCUUAUAUUUUUUACUCUGCUGAUCACUGCUGUAACAAAGCUGAGGGGAAAUGGGACCUCUCAGCAGUAAUAAAUGCAAACAAAAUGAUUUGUUUUGUAAUUGGGGGUCAGGGAUCCAUGACCUCCCAGUCAUUCCUCAACAACGAGCAGUUUGUUCAGAGGAUUAUUUUUAACAUUCUACAGUACAUGCAAAAGACUGCAAAAAACAUUCAAAAUCCCUGAUGGCUUCAGAACUUUGAACCUUUAAAUGGCUCUGAAAUGUCUCCAAUCGUCUCACCCAGUGUUACUGUACAUGACAACGCCUUUGAGCAUUUCACAUGUGUGAAGCUGCUUUGGGUCUGCUUCUCUCUGGAUGAUAGUCGCUGUUCAAAGAUGCUCACUUGUGGCUGAACUUAAAUCUUUUUUUUUGUGCAGAUGUAAUUUUAUAUGAAAGAGGAUGAAGUCAGGAGAGGUUUUUUUUUUUUUCAUUUAAUGCUGUAAAAUACUACUGUACAUAAAUGUUUAGAAUUCUUACUGUAACUAAAUAUAAUUUUUAUG
Messenger RNA from Myxocyprinus asiaticus (Chinese sucker), 6807 nucleotides. RefSeq names its product unc-5 netrin receptor B (gene unc5b). Gene Ontology annotation, biological process: netrin-activated signaling pathway; anterior/posterior axon guidance. Gene Ontology annotation, molecular function: protein binding; netrin receptor activity. NCBI's taxonomy places the organism in Eukaryota, Metazoa, Chordata, Actinopteri, Cypriniformes, Catostomidae. Bases 48 to 2870 code for a protein of 940 amino acids. The record is from RefSeq and is a predicted model, not a curated record. The transcript is spliced from 17 exons. Gene Ontology annotation, cellular component: membrane.